GGUAACUCUAUAUUCCAAGGGAGAUAAACGUCAAAAAGAUCACGUGACAACCGCCAUUUGCCGGAGCUCCGAACUUGGGGCAAGUCAAGGGCAAGUUAAGACCAUGGCAACUCGAGCAUCAAGGAGGUUUAUGGGGACCCUGAAGGGUCGGCUGAUGUCAAGCCAGGCAGCCACAGCACAGUCUGAAGCAGGGGUCAGUCUGCCCAAGCAAGCACCAAAGCUGACCAAGUUGCCCAAUGGUAUGAUAGUUGCCUCCCUUGAGAACUACUCUCCACUUUCUAGUGUGGCUGUUGUAGUGAAUGCUGGAUCUAGAUUUGAAUCCGGAGAUAACCUUGGCGUGACUCAUUGUCUCAGAGUUGCUGCAGGCCUGAGCACACAAAAAGCAUCACAGUUUAAAAUAACUAGAAGCAUUCAACAGGUUGGAGGAAACUUACAGUGCACUACUUCAAGAGAGUACAUGUCUUACAGUUCAGACUGCACCAGAGACAAUGUAGAUGAAGUUGUUGACUUUUUACGUGACGUCACAACCAGCCCUUCCUUUAAGCCAUGGGAGUUGGCUGAUCUUCAGUCCAGACUUGACUUGGAUCUGGCCAUCUUGGAUGCCCAACCACAAGUCAAACUGUUUGAGCUGCUCCACCAGGCAGCAUUCAGGAACACCUUGGGACGGUCUGUCUAUGCUCCUGAGUUCAUGGUUGGCAAGUACAGCCCAGAACAGCUGCUUCAUUACAUCAAGAACUACUACACUGGUGAGAGGAUGGCACUGAUCGGUGCUGGGGUCGACCAUGAUGUUCUCGUCAACCUAGCCAAGAAGUUCACCCCAUUCAGCUCUGCUGGUGCCGCUUCAGAACCGGCUAGGUAUUAUGGAGGAGGGGAACUCCGUGUGGCCAACAGCAAUCCUCUGACAUAUGCUGCAGUGGCAGUUGAAGGACCAAGCCUUGCUGCCAAGGAGUUGCUGCCUGUGGGUGUGCUUCAGAACAUCAUGGGCAUUGGCCCAUACGUAAAGUACAGCCCUAACACCACAGUGUCCAAACUGGGACAGGCGGUGUCUGGGGCCUGCUCUCAACCUUUCGCUGUUUCCUGCAUAAAUGCCAACUACACAGAUGGUGGGCUGUUUGGAUUCUCUGCUGUAGCUCAACCAAAUGAAAUUGGACAGGUAUUGAGAGCGGCAUUCAACCAGUUUGCCUCGGUCACCAAAGGAGUCACAGAUCAGGAAGUUGCCAGAGCCAAAAUCCAACUGAAGGCCAACGUGUUGAUGGCCGUGGAAAGCCAGGCCGGAGUCAUGGUGGAUCUGGCUGAACAGGCUCUUGGUCACCAACAAAUCAUACCAGUAGAGGAGGUCGCCAGGAUGAUCGACUCUAUCACCACGGCCGAUGUAGUUAAUGUUGCCAAGAGGAUGAUCAACGGCAAGCCCUCCAUGGCUGCAGUUGGAGAUCUCUCUGGAACUCCCUACCUGGAUGAGCUGUACAAGUAACUCUGUGGACCUUAGGACAUGUGUGUUAAAGUGUAUUGUGAUCGGGGUCAGACAUCUCCCCGAGUCCUCCAUUCAGACAGUUACCAUCCAACUGCAUUGUUAUUUAUGGAGUCUUUGGACAUUAUUUGAAGACGUUCAACUGUGUAAAAUAGUGAAACACAAGUGAAUAAAUGUUUAUGAAAGUG
This is a messenger RNA of Haliotis rubra (blacklip abalone), 1656 nucleotides long. RefSeq names its product cytochrome b-c1 complex subunit 2, mitochondrial-like. Lineage: Eukaryota; Metazoa; Mollusca; Gastropoda; Lepetellida; Haliotidae. Bases 104 to 1471 code for a protein of 455 amino acids. The record is from RefSeq and is a predicted model, not a curated record. Gene Ontology annotation, molecular function: metal ion binding. The transcript is spliced from 14 exons. Gene Ontology annotation, cellular component: mitochondrion.